UGGGCCAACGUGGGACUCUUGUGCGCUCCGUGUGGAGAAAGCAGGCGCACCGAAUGACCGUGCACGAACGGGAAACCACACAUUGCGGAAGAAAUCCUGUCCUGUCAAAAUAUCUAAACAUUGCACCUCAAAGAAAAGGAGACAUUGGGCUCCCAGGUAGCUGGAGAAGAUGCUGAAACAGCCGUCUGCGGGUGGGGACGAUGGCUCUGGCUUCACCCCCCUGGUGGUGGUGGAGCUGGCCCCGGACGCCAAGGAGGAGGCCGUCGUCUGGCUGACGAGGAAGAUCAGCGACAGCGAGCAGAGUGGAGGUGCCGGUCUGUCGGUGCAGCAGCUGUGGUCCGGCACGGCCGAGACGGAGAAGGACAACCCCAACGUGUUCCUGGUGGGCGGCUCGCGCCAGAGGCUGCUGUCCGGAGCCGAGGACCUGGGGCUCUUCAAGGAGUUCAACGACGGCUCCAUGCGCGCCUUCACCUGCGCCAACAGGGACAACUUCAAAGACUUCAAGGGGGACGGCGAUGGCUUUCUCAGUAUGGCCGAGUGUCAGUACAUCGUGAAGCACGAGCUGGACUCGCUCCGGGCCAAGAGCGAGACUCACAUACCCGGAUAUGAAAAGGCCAAACUCUAUCCGGGCAAAUCCAUCAUCCGCCGCAUGCAGUCCAAAGGCAUCCUGGUGCAGGUGUUCCCUCUACACGAGACAGAGGAGCUGAAGAGGCUGUCCUUCACCUGGUACAAGAAGGUCAAGCUGUCCUUGCAGCCGCUGGAUGAGAUCAGGCACUACUAUGGCGAGGGCCUGGCCCUGUACUUUGGCUUCUUGGAGUACUUCACCUUCGCCCUGGUGCCCAUGGCCCUGGUGGGCGUUCCGUACUACCUGUUCGACUGGGAGAGCUACGACAAAUACGUCCUGUUCGCAGGCUUCAACCUGGUGUGGUGCACGGUCAUCUUGGAGGCAUGGAAGCGUAGCAGUGCCACCAUGGCCUAUCGCUGGGGCACGCUGAGCAGGAAGAAGGCCUUCGAGGAGCCACGGCCGGGCUUCCGCGGCGUGCUGGGCCUCAACCCGGUGACGGGCCGCGAGGAGCCCCUGUACCCCAACACCAAGCGGCUGCUGCGGGUCUACCUGGUGUCGGUGCCCUUCGUGGUGCUCUGCCUCUACCUGUCGCUCUACGUCAUGAUGGUGUACUUCCUGACGGAGGGCUGGGCGUUGUCGCUGCACGACGCCGAGCCCACCUUCUGGACCACCGUGCUGACCUUCGUGCCGAGCGUCAUCUACGCCGUGGUCAUCGAGGUCAUGAACCUCAUCUACCGCUACGCCGCCGAGUUCCUGACUGGCUGGGAAAACCACAGGCUAGAAUCCUCUUAUCAAAACCACUUGGUCCUUAAAGUGUUGGUGUUCAACUUCUUCAACUGUUUUGCCUCGCUGUUCUACAUCGCCUUCGUAAUGCAAGACAUGGUGAUGCUCAGACAGAGUCUGGCCACGCUGCUCAUCACCAGCCAGAUCCUGAACCAGGUGAUGGAGGCCUUCCUGCCGUACUGGCUCCAGAGGCGGCGCAACAAGAAGAUGAUGCGCCGGGCCCGCAAGAGGGCCAGCCCACCGCCGGCCGAGAUGCCCCUGGCCGACCAGGUCCGGCUAGAGGCUGACAUGAGCACGUACCUGGGCACGUUCGACGACUACCUGGAGCUCUUCCUGCUGUUCGGCUACGUCAGCCUGUUCUCCUGCGUGUACCCGCUGGCCGCCGUGCUGGUGGUGCUCAACAACGUCACCGAGGUCUACUCGGACGCCUUCAAGAUGUGCCACGUCUUCAAGAGGCCCUUCUCCGAGCCCGCCGCCAACAUCGGCGUCUGGCAGCUCGCCUUCGAGGCCAUGAGUGUGAUCGCCGUGGUGACCAACUGUGCCCUGAUCGGCAUGUCCCCGCAAGUCAAGUCCUACUUCCCCGAGUCGGAGACCCAGCUCAUACUGUGGACCGCCGCCAUUGAGCACGGCCUGCUGGCACUGAAGCUCAUCCUGACCUUUGUCAUCCCAGAUGUGCCCAAACACAUCCAGACCAAACUGGCCCGGCUGGAGUUUGAAUCCCUGGAGGCACUCAAGAAGAAGAGUCUGACUCAAGGACGAAAAUGCUCGAGGCCCCAGUCCAGUAAGAGGGCCCAAUCAGGAGCCAGCCAAUACUGAUGAAGCAGGAAGAACCACGACAACAACCAAGGAGCUGGCGGUCUAUGUAUACUGUAAGAACAGAGAAAGAAGAAGUCAAACAAGGUUCCCUAUUAUUUUAAUAUAUAUCAGCUUUUUGCUCUUUCCGAGGUUAUUUUUGGGUGUGUGUGGUAUAUUUAAUGCUCAGUAUUUCAUUGUUGAAAUCAAUUUACAAGUGUUAUUCUGACGAGCAAUUGAAGAAAGGUAUUCAAAGGCCUUGCUGUAUAACAAAGAGAGCAAUAGUCAAGAUUAACUGUAAUUGAGAAUUUUUAAGGGCAAUACAAGAUUGACUUGAAGUGUUAAACUUCAGGCCAAUGGGAUAGGUUAAAAACUGAGAAUGGUUAUUGCUUUAUAGGUUUUACGGUUAUGCCCUGUUUAGGCCAAGAUAUAGCAAUUAUGUUUGUUUUGUAUCGAAUAGUGCAUUAUAGAAUGUAUGUUUGUUGAGUUUGAAUUUAAUGUUAUCAACAGUCAGUAUACACAACACUCCAACACACACACACGUCACACACAUUUUCAUGCACUAUCAAAUUGUUGUUAUACUUUGGUAUAUUUACUGUAGCUUAUACAGUAAAUUAUAUAGCUUAUAUAUUUUUUCUAUAGGACGGACUGUAUAAACUUUUGAAUGGGGACUUUAGCACGACUCUCCCAAUAGCACUGCAACAGUGUUAAGAAAGUGAAAAACCUAAUCGAACAAAAUGUACAACAAGUGUUUGGUAUGUGCAUGUUAUUCCACAUGCAGAAUGUUACCCAAAACAUAGAUAUAGGAGUGAUGGUACUGGCAGGGGACAAAAUACGUUUCUGUCACGGUUGCGUUAUGUUGCUAAUGCUUCUACGGUCCGGGAAAAAUACAAUGAUAGUCGAGGUGGAGAUCGCAGCUUAUACGGUGCCUUGAAAUGCGAUGCCUAUCCUCUUUUGUUACCCAUGCCACGCAGACAUUUGCUAUUGUACCAAAUAUAUUGAGACGGGUGUUGGGCUAUGGAAGAAUCACAUUAUUGUUCUGCACUGUGACAAUAAAAUGUAGACAACGAUGGAAACCUUGGUCUGAUCUUUUUUU
Messenger RNA from Gadus chalcogrammus (walleye pollock), 3236 nucleotides. It is a transcript of the gene ano10a, whose product is annotated as anoctamin 10a. The record is from RefSeq and is a predicted model, not a curated record. The transcript is spliced from 15 exons. Gene Ontology annotation, biological process: chloride transmembrane transport. Bases 170 to 2164 code for a protein of 664 amino acids. NCBI's taxonomy places the organism in Eukaryota, Metazoa, Chordata, Actinopteri, Gadiformes, Gadidae. Gene Ontology annotation, cellular component: plasma membrane. Gene Ontology annotation, molecular function: chloride channel activity.